AACAGCAACAUCGUAUUGGGUGUGUGGGGAAUAUAUUUUUGAUUAUGACAGUGAUUUUUAUCGUGUGGAAUCCAGAAUUCCAGUGCCUUAUUGACAAGGGUUUUUGGUUUCAUCUAUGUUAUUGUUAAAUUGUAUCGAGACAAUAUUGACAAUAACAGACAUUCUUUUGAGAAUUUCUGGGAACCGAAACUGAAACCGAAACUGCAACUGCAACUGCCACUGCCACUGCCUCUGCCACGUUGAGCUGUUCGGUACGGCUUUUCAAUUUCAGAGAGUUGUGUGUCGGAUUGAGUCUUAGUUCUUAUGGCCAACCACAGCAAAAACUGUCCCAGGACUGGACGGUUGUGGUCUCAUCAAUAUGGUGGUAGGAGUGUUUCACAAUGAUUGGGGUUGAGUUGGGUGUGAUCCACCUUUGUCCAUGGACACCCCCGACAACAACAGCAGCAGCAGCAGCAGCAUUAACAAAUUGUUUGAGUUAGUAAACUUUGUCAGGUCCUGGAUCCCUGGCAUUCGCCAGUCCCAGGCACAGCCAAGCAGUGAAGGCAAUGCGUCCCAGUCACAGUCAGGCAAUGAUGGCAAUGUGUCGAGGUCGAGGGACUUCUGGAUGCCUGAUCACAGCUGUAGGGUAUGUUAUGAGUGUGACUCCCAGUUCACCAUUUUUAACCGCAGGCAUCAUUGUCGACUUUGUGGUAGGGUUUUCUGUGCUAAGUGUACAACAAAUUCAGUUCCUGCCCCAUCUGACCGCCCUAGGUAUAGCGCUUGGGAAGAUUGGGAGAGGAUCAGGGUGUGUAAUUAUUGCUUCAAGCAAUGGUCUGUGCAGGGGACAACAGUAGCACGAGUUGAUAAUGAUAAUGGCAUCCAAUCCGAUGCACCACCCAGCCCUGCUAUCAGUCGAUCACCGUCUGCAACUAGCAUGGCCAGCAGCAAGUCCAGUUGCACUUAUCAAAGUAGCUGCAGCACUGUUGUUUCCACUCCUUACUCCGCUGGACCUUACCAACGCGUGCCAUAUACUUCUUCUGCUCAUAGCCCUCCUCAGUCUGCUCGUAUGGACUCAAUUAUGGUUGAGCAACACAGUCUUACAUCCGAGAGGAGCACAGGUGCCAGCUUUGCCUCUGCCAUAGUGCCUCCAUCUCCUAACCGAUUUGGCUAUUGCUUCAACGGGAGUGAUGAUGAGGAUGAUGACUAUGGUGUUUGUCAUUUAGAUUCCGAAAGAAGACAUAUCUCUCGGGAUUCUGACUAUUAUGAUGCAGUUAACAUAGAUGAGAUUGACCAUGUCUAUGGUCCUCAUAAUGCGCAUCCCAAUAGCGAUAGCAACGACUUGAAAAAUUUGAGUUCCUUACUGUUACCUGAGAAUUUUGACAUGAAGGGUGAGAAUGGAAUUAACAAACUCAGGGAAGAAGCACAUGAACAUGAUAACUGUGAUGGCUGUGAAGCUUCUGCAUAUGACAUGGAGAGUCUGGAUGCUGAACCUGUGGAUUUUGAGAAUAAUGGGCUACUCUGGCUCCCUCCAGAGCCAGAGGAUAAAGAGGAUGAAAGAGAGCCUGUUCUAUUUGAUGAUGAUGGUGAUGAUCAUAGUACUGCAGGAGAGUGGGGAUAUUUACAAUCUUCAAAUAGCUUUGGUAGUGGGGAGUCUCGUAGUAGGGACAAGUCAUGUGAGGAGCACAGGAAAGCCAUGAAAAAUGUGGUGGAAGGGCAUUUUAGAGCUUUGGUAUCUCAGCUUUUGCAGGUUGAAAACCUACCUGUGGGUGAUGAGCAUGACAAGGAGAGUUGGUUGGAGAUAAUUACAUCUUUGUCCUGGGAAGCUGCCACACUUCUUAAGCCUGAUACAAGCAAGGGUGAAGGAAUGGAUCCUGGUGGAUAUGUGAAGGUUAAAUGCAUAGCUUCUGGGUGUCACAGUGGGAGUGUGGUGGUCAAAGGAAUUGUGUGUAAGAAAAACGUAGCUCAUCGGCGAAUGAAAACAAAAAUAGAAAAACCGCGUCUACUAAUACUUGGAGGAGCUUUGGAGUAUCAGCGUGUUACCAACCACUUGUCGAGUUUUGAUACUUUGUUGCAGCAGGAAAUGGACCAUUUGAAGAUGGCAGUUGCGAAGAUUGAUGCUCAUCACCCUAAUAUCCUUUUGGUUGAGAAGUCAGUUUCUAGAUAUGCUCAAGAGUACCUUCUUGCAAAAGACAUAUCACUUGUUCUGAAUAUUAAGAGGCCGCUUUUAGAGCGUAUCGCACGCUGCACUGGUGCAAAAAUAGUCCCUUCAAUUGAUCACUUUGUUACGCCAAAACUGGGGUAUUGUGGCUCAUUUCAUGUGGAGAAAUUCCUUGAAGCGGAUGGCAGUGCUGGUCGUGGUGGGAAGAAAUUGACAAAGACACUGAUGUUUUUUGAGGGUUGUCCAAAGCCUUUCGGUUGUACUAUUUUGCUCAAGGGUCCCAAUGAGGAUGAGUUGAAGAAGGUGAAACAUGUGGUCCAGUAUGGAGUUUUUGCAGCUUAUCACCUAGCUUUGGAGACAUCUUUUCUGGCUGAUGAAGGUGCUUCACUUCCAGAACUCCCUCUGAAGUCUCCAAUAACUGUUGCAUUACCUGAUAAACUAUCAAGUAUUGAGAGGUCCAUUUCCACAAUUCCUGGUUUUACUGUUCCGGGCACUGUAAACCCUCUGGAUCCUAAACCUUCCAUUAAACUACAGAAAUCAUAUUCAGGUGGAGCCCCAUCUACCAAUAGUGACCCUAUUUGCAAAGUGGAAGGGGCUAGUCCAACUGGGUUGUCUAAAGUUCUUUUCUCCUGUCCUAUUGAUGCUGAACCUGCCUUUUGCUCUGUAGAAUCUUCUUCUUCCUUGACUUCCCUUUCUUCUUCAGAGCAAGGUAGCUCAGCUUCUUUCUACAGUGAGCUAUCCUUAAAUUAUGCCUUGGAGGAGAAGAAUAGAACAGGUCCUAAGGAGUCUUAUCAGGGUCAAACAGUUGACACAAGGAAAGCUAUUAUAGGUGAUAAUCUGGUUUCUGAUUCUAUUGGUGCCUCAGGGGCAUUACAACAAGGUGUUGCCACUAGUCAUACUCAUGGCAAUGCUUUGGCUGCAAAUAACCUAGGUUCUCAAGAUUUGGGAUCCUUAAAAGGAGAUACUAAUAAUCAGAAUGAGGGGAUGGGAGCUUCAAAGGAAGAGUUUCCACCCUCACCUUCUGACCAUCAAAGCAUUUUGGUGUCCUUAUCAUCACGUUGUGUGUGGAAAGGAACUGUGUGCGAACGAGCCCAUCUCCUUCGAAUCAAAUAUUAUGGAAGCUUUGAUAAGCCUUUGGGGCGGUUUUUACGAGAUCAUUUGUUUGGUCAGAGUUACCGCUGUCGUUCGUGCGACAUGCCAUCAGAAGCACAUGUUUAUUGCUAUACCCAUCAGCAAGGGAGCCUUACAAUAUCUGUUAAGAAACUUCCAGAGUUUCUCUUACCAGGGGAACGAGAGGGUAAAAUCUGGAUGUGGCACAGGUGCCUUAAAUGUCCCCGGACCAAUGGCUUCCCUCCAGCCACUGAGAGAGUUGUAAUGUCUGAUGCUGCAUGGGGAUUAUCUUUCGGUAAAUUUUUGGAACUGAGCUUCUCAAAUCAUGCAGCUGCAAGUAGGGUUGCAAGCUGUGGACAUUCUCUACACAGAGAUUGUCUCCGGUUCUAUGGUUUUGGGAGAAUGGUUGCUUGCUUCCGCUAUGCUUCAAUUGAUGUCCAUUCUGUUUAUCUUCCACCACAAAAACUUGAAUUUUUCUAUGAUAAUCAGGAGUGGAUAAAAACAGAAGUAAAUGAGCUGUGUAAAAUGGCUGAAGGCCUAUUUACUGAAGUGUACAAGGCUCUGCGUAAGAUUUCAGAGAAUAUAUCAAGUGCAGAUUUACAAGAUCCUGGUGUGAAAGCACCUGACUCAAGGCAUCAUAUUGCAGAACUGGAAGGGUUGCUACAUAAGGAGAAACAAGAAUUUGAGGAAGCAGUAGAAAAAGUGAUCUGCAAGAAGGUAAAAUUUGGUCAACUGACUUAUGAUAUUCUUGAGAUCAAUAAAUUGCGGAGGCAGAUACUUUUCCAUUCUUAUGUCUGGGACCAACGUCUGAUACAUGAAGCCAGAUUAAGUAACAACAAUCUCCACGAAGGUUUGAGCAGUUCCAUUCCGAAACUUGUGGAGAAAUCAGUUAGUUCUGUGGAGAAGCUUGUCGAGAAGAAUGCGACCAUGAAGGCAGGUAAAGGCUAUAGUAGUUGUGACUCUCUUUUGGAGACAAAGCCUUAUGUAAACCUUAACCAAGGAGGAAAUGCUGGACAUUUUAAAAAUCCCAGUGAACUUCAUAAAGUAAGUGAUAUGGAUUUGGAUAUGAAUCAUAGGAAGGGUGUUGACCGUUCUUCUAGUAAGAAUAUCAGUGAUGAUUCUGACCCUCUGAAAAGUGGAGGAAAUGUUCGAAGGGCCCACUCAGAAGGAGAGUAUCCUAUUUUGGAAAAUUUAUCUGAUACCCUUGAUGCGGCAUGGACUGGUGAAAGUCAUCCAGUUAGUGUAACACUAAAAGAUAAUGGCCGUUCUCUUCCUGAUUUGACUGUGGUAAAUUCUGUUGCAGCAAAAUCGCUGGUGGAAAGUUUUGCUGUUGACCAAGCUGGGGUUGAGGUGGCUUCCACUCUUAGUUCUAUGUUGCCUCCUAAGCCAGCUGACAAAAUGGAAGGCUCCACAAGCUGGGUGGGGAUGCAUUUUCUGAACUUCUAUGGUUCAUUUAGCAAAAAUAUUUCAUUGAAUGCUCAGAAGCUUGGUUUUGGUGAGUACAAUCCUGUUUAUGUUUCAUCAUUUCGGGAGUUGGUUCGACAAAAUGGUGCCAGACUGCUUUUGCCUGCUGGUGUUAAUGACAUUGUUGUGCAUGUAUAUGAUGAUGAACCCACUAGUGUUGUAGCAUAUGCACUUGUCUCCUCGGAUUAUCUUUGCCAGAUUUCUGAGCCAGACAGAGCAAAGAAUGUUUUAGAUUCUUCAGUCUCGUUGCCUCUUUUUGAUUCAGUGAAUCUACUCUCACUGAACUCUUUUGAUGAAGCAAUUCUUGAUUCCUACAGAAGUCUUGCCUCCACUGAUGAGAGCAACUUAUCUGCUUCUGGGUCCCGGAGUUCCCAGGCUGUGGACCCACUCUUGUACACCAAGGAUUUGCAUGUUAGAGUUUCUUUUACAGAUGAUGGCCCUCCUGGGAAGGUGAAGUACACAGUAACUUGCUACUAUGCAAAGCGAUUUGAGGCUUUGAGGAGGACUUGUUGCCCUUCCGAGUUAGAUUUUGUACGAUCUAUUAGUCGUUGUAAGAAAUGGGGGGCCCAGGGUGGCAAAAGCAAUGUUUUCUUUGCAAAAACCUUGGAUGAUCGAUUUAUCAUCAAACAGGUCACGAAGACAGAGCUGGAGUCAUUCAUCAAGUUUGCACCGGCUUACUUUAAGUAUUUGUCUGAAUCAAUCAGUACAAGAAGCCCAACUUGUCUGGCAAAGAUCUUGGGCAUUUAUCAGAUUUCGUUAAAGCAUCUCAAAGGAGGGAAAGAAUCAAAGUUAGAUGUUUUGGUAAUGGAGAAUCUUCUAUAUAGGCGUAAUGUCACCCGACUUUAUGACCUUAAAGGAUCUUCACGUUCACGGUAUAAUCCGGACACAAGUGGGAGCAAUAAAGUUCUGCUGGAUCAGAAUUUGAUUGAAGCAAUGCCAACCUCUCCAAUUUUUCUGGGAAACAAGGCAAAACGAUUACUAGAGAGAGCUGUUUGGAAUGAUACUUCCUUUCUUGCUUCGAUUGAUGUAAUGGACUACUCAUUGUUGGUUGGUGUGGAUGAGGAAAAGCAUGAGCUAGUUCUAGGGAUCAUUGAUUUUAUGAGGCAAUAUACAUGGGACAAGCAUCUUGAAACUUGGGUGAAGACUUCGGGCAUCCUUGGCGGAUCUAAGAACACGUCUCCGACUGUGAUCUCACCUCAGCAGUACAAGAAGCGUUUCAGGAAAGCCAUGACUGCUUAUUUUGUUAUGGUCCCAGAUCAGUGGUCCUCUUCAAUCCUUGUUCCCAGUGGGUCUCAAUCUGACCUUUUUGAUGAAAACUUGCAAGGUGGGAACUUUGAUUGAUAAUGUGAUUUCUCUCUCUCUCUCUCUCUCUCUCUCUGUAUAUGUAAGUCGAUACAAUUGUUCUCUCUUUUCUAUUUUCACCUUCCUCAUUCUUUCUUAUUUUGUAUUACUGGUAUGGCUGCCUCAUUGUAAGCUGUAGAUAAAUGCAUCCUUAAAUUUUGUUAUAUAUGAAGAGGGAGAAGGCUCUUUUAAUGCCGUGAAAUUUUCAAUGGUUGUAUAGCUCCAGAUAACCCCUCUUUGGAGUAAUUGUACAGUAUCUUGGUGUCUUAUUUAUGUUUAUAUUUUUAGCAGAGGGACAUUGGCCUUCAUCAUGUACAUCAUGAUAUGAAUUUUUGAUGUUAUACUUUUUUUUUCAUCUUA
Messenger RNA from Quercus lobata, 6412 nucleotides. RefSeq names its product 1-phosphatidylinositol-3-phosphate 5-kinase FAB1A (gene FAB1A). The transcript is spliced from 13 exons. Gene Ontology annotation, molecular function: metal ion binding; ATP binding; 1-phosphatidylinositol-3-phosphate 5-kinase activity. Gene Ontology annotation, biological process: phosphatidylinositol phosphate biosynthetic process. Gene Ontology annotation, cellular component: endosome membrane. The record is from RefSeq and is a predicted model, not a curated record. NCBI's taxonomy places the organism in Eukaryota, Viridiplantae, Streptophyta, Magnoliopsida, Fagales, Fagaceae. The coding region runs from base 419 to 6052 and encodes 1877 amino acids.